Messenger RNA from Mytilus californianus (California mussel), 5765 nucleotides. RefSeq lists its product as uncharacterized. Lineage: Eukaryota; Metazoa; Mollusca; Bivalvia; Mytilida; Mytilidae. Gene Ontology annotation, biological process: mitotic spindle organization; cytoplasmic microtubule organization; non-motile cilium assembly. The coding region runs from base 1229 to 4897 and encodes 1222 amino acids. Gene Ontology annotation, cellular component: midbody; centrosome; ciliary base. The record is from RefSeq and is a predicted model, not a curated record. The transcript is spliced from 10 exons.
AUUUUGAGAUCAAUAUGCUUGACGAGAGAUCAGAGAACAUUACAUGUAAAACUCGUCUUUGUAAUGCUUUUGUCCGGUUGUAUAAUGCAUAGAUUCAAACAUGGGAUAAAAGAACAUUUUAUUAGAAGAAAGAAAUAUGAAGUCUACAAAUUUAUUUGAUAUAGAGUAUAUAAAAGAGGGAUUAUAUUCGAUGAAAGAAAUCAAUUUUGCUCCAACAGUGAUAACGUGAAUGGGGUGAAUUAGCGUUAUUGUUCGGUAGAAAAUAGGAUUUAAAUGUUCGUUGUUUUUAUGAUGCAUUUAACAUCGGUAGAUACCAAGGCCUUUUAAAAGUCUCUAAGUAAAGCAGGGCUAGGGGAAAUGUAUAAAUCAGUGACGGGAAGUCUACAUGGAGUUAUUAACUGUCAAAAUGGGUAGGAUUAAUGGAUUUCAAUUAUUAACUAAUACAGUUGAGGAUUAAUAAAGUGCUUGUUUAAAAACGUGCUGAUUAGAAUAGAAAUUUGAGAGGUAAAGAAAAGUUGAGAUUAAGUUCAAUUUAAUCCUGACGUCUUGGAUGAUAUAUUGUACUUCAAUAACAGUCAUAAACUUGUUCUGUUCUUGUGUCACAGGUUUGAAGAAUUUUGUGGGAUUUUGAUAAACUUGUUUCAAUUCUGGUGUCAUCAAGUGUAUAUUGUACUUUGCCAAAUCCAUGGUAUAACUGAAAAGUUAUAGUGAACUUAAUAGAAAGAAAAGGGACCUUCAGAAACAGCUUGGGAUUUUAUUUUUGGAUGCAGUUAGACUUGAAAAAAUGUCAAAAAAAUAAUGUGCUUUGGAAUACAUGUUCAUUGUUCAAUCAUUCUAUAGGAACACAGGAACUUUGUUAUUUCUGACAACCAGUCCUUAAGUCAUCUAUGUACAUGAUUAAGUGUCUGUUAGAAUUGACAACAGAUGUUGUUGAAUUUAUCUAGUGUUUUGGAUUUUAGAAAUGGUAAAGAUUGUUUUAAUUUAACUGUGGAUUUAUUGAGGAAUAAUUGUCGUUUCAUGGAAACAUGAUUGUGUGACAAGUUUUUUGUCCAUACAUGUCUGUAGCAUAGGAAAUUUGUAAUUUGUUGAACAUGUACACUUAAAUACAAUUUGUGGUUCACCUUAACUGAUGAAAUCGAUGCUACAUAUUUUUGUGAUCCAUGUCUAGUGAUUAGGUUGUUAAUACUCUCUUCUCGUGUCGUGUUGUCAAUUGCAUCAAAAAUCAAUUAUGAAUACUAACGGAUUUGUGAAAAUAAGAUUUCCGAAGUGUAUAAAUGAGAUGAUGGAAAAAAGCGAUCAGAAAUUGCGGAUGCAUUUAAGUUUGACUGAUACCACAACAGGCGUUCCGAUCCAACAUAACCUAACUAAUCUAAUCAAAAGUGUGGGAUUUAUAGAAAGAUUACCAGAGUAUUCUAGUCAUAUUUUAAGGGCACAAGCAGUUAAAAGAAAGUUGGAAGCACAAAGAGAAGAAAAAAGGAGACAAAAUAUUUUAAACAAGCGCAGUGAAGAACAAAGGCAGGCAACUGAGAAAUUUCAACGAUCGCAUAUAAGUAGUCGUCCAUCCAGUAAAAACAGCAAUAGUAGUCACAGUGGUAAAAGAUCUCCAAAAUUUACACAGAGAACCUUGGAAGAUACUUUAAAGUUAGUCAGAGGGUCAUCGUCAGGGAGACAUAGUGCUAAACAUCAGACAUCACCCUACAGCACCCAGCUGUUUAGUACCGAUCCUCUGAAUAAACCGUAUGUUAAUAAAUACUCAGGGUCAUAUCAUCACACACCAGAGAAACAAAAUGACAACAGCAAUGCAAAUUACCUUCAUAAUAAUAGUUUACGGAACUUGAACAGUAGCCGAAAUUUGUUCGAACAGCAACUGGAACAGCAUCAACAACUUCUUGUGGAACAGCAACAAAGGACAUUAAAUGAAUUCAAUGAUGCAAUUAAAAAUGAGAUUGCUAGCGACAGAAGUGUGCAGGGAGUUGAUGUGGAAUACGGGCACCAGAAUUUACCUCAGUCGCAAAGUCUAGAUAGUCUUGAUAGUCUGGAGGAUUCUGAAGAUUCUAUAAGACAGAAUCGUGAUUUAACAUAUAAUCAAAAUCAAAGUGAGGCCAACAGGGAUCAAGAGUUUAUAAAUAGAUAUAGUACAAAAAAUGACCUUAGUUAUAUUAAUGGUCAUCAGGCUGUUGGACGUUCUCCUGUAAAUAUUGUUGUGCCGCAAAUAAAUUGUCAAAAUAUACAAAAUCAGCUAGAAAGUGAUCAGUAUGAAAACAGUAAAAAUGACAGAUUUUCUGGCUACCAAGCUAAUGGUAGGAUUGAUUCUUAUGAUGUAAGCCAGAACGGAGUUAAUAAUGUAAUAAAGGCAAAAACAGCUGCCGAUCGUCCAAAAGUACAGCUACGAGCAUGGGCCACACCCUCUCCUGUUGAUUCAAGCCAUAGACAGCCACAACAGGAAAUAGUCUCCCAGAACUCUCAGAGAAUGGCUACAAAUGCUAGUUUAUAUACACAACGAAAUACGAUGACAACUGUUACCACUACAACUGCCUAUGCCAGAGGUACCAGUAAUGCAGGGCAACAGUAUGCUCAAAGUAAUAUAAAUACAAAUGGGGAACCAGAUACCUCUAUUAUGACAAAUGGACCAGGACUGCCUCAUCCACAAGUUAUGGUCUUUAAAAAACAAAAUGAAGGCAGAACAACACAACCAAGUAAAAAUAUGGAAUUUUUAGAAACUGUAACUAAUGGUUUUGGUAGUGAUAGAAGUGACCUUUAUGAAAAUAAUAUAAAUGGUAAAAUCCAGAGAGAGCCUUCUUCUGGUUCAAAUACAACUGUUCCUAAAGAGCCUCCACCUAGCCGUGUUCCACGGCCAGUCACUGUUGUAAAGAAAGUUAUUCCAAGUAAACAAAUUGCUGUUCCAAGUGCUCCAUCAAUGACUCCUCCAAGCACUAUAAAUCAGACAAUAGUAAAUGCUAAGACAACAUCUACACCAGUAUCGCAACCAAUUGUGGUUUUGUCGGUUUCAAAAGUGGAUAAUAAGGAAAAUAAACCAAAACAAACAAACCAAAUUAAUGAAAACACACCAAAACUGCAGUUGCUUCCUGGAGGUAAAUUAACAGUUUUACCCGACAAACCUGUCAUGCCUGUACGACAAGCUGUAGGACAACCGCAGCAGGCGACAGCUAAGCAAGUGUCGUAUGCUCCACCACAGAAAUCAAAAGAUGAUAGUGAAUUAGAAACGGUCUCAAAGGCAAAAUUAAAAGAAAUGGAAUCUGGAGUUGUGAAAAGUAUACUAAAAAGACCUGCUACCUGUAAACUCCCAACGUCUGGAACUAUAAAAAGGGCAGGGUCAACUGGAAGUAUGAACAUUAAGGACAGUUUAGAGGUGGCCAAAUCACAGAUGCUUCAAGAAAAAGAUAAACAAACUAAGCCAAAGAAGAAGAGUGUUAGAUUUGCUGGUGUGGAAUACUCUGACGGGGUAGAGGAAGAAACAGAGGAGGAGGAAGAUAAACUAUUCACUAAACGCAUUUCGGUAAAAAUUACUCCAAAGAAGAGGCCAUUUUCUGCAAAACCAAAUUUACAAACAACUGAAACAGAAACCACACACAAAUCCCAAGGGAGGGUUGGGAGUGCAUCAGUGCUUUCUCAGAAACACAAAUCAACAAUACGUCCACAAGCCGCUGCUCAUAUUAUUACCCAUAAUACUUUGAAGGAAAAUAGCCAACCAGAAAAACGAACAUCAGUUGUGAAUAACAACUUUAUGUCGAAAGUACCAGUAUCAAGUGUAGCCAAGAGCUUGGUAUCACAAUUUCAGCCGGUAUCAUCUGAAAUUACUAUGUACACUGUACCAGGUGCUAGAUUGAAUUAUGCUGUAUCAGCAACGAAUUACCCUGUAUCGUCAACAGUGGUGUCAUCUCAGAAACACGAAGUUACUCCAAACGGUUACUAUCAGCAGCCAAUGAUGAGUGGGUCAACACCAGCACAAGGAUUAACAAAUGGCAUUUAUCAAGAAGGACCAGUUUACGACGAGAAUGGUAUGAGAAUUGAUAGGACCCCCACAGAUGACGAGAUCAAUUUCUUAUGGGACAAAGUAAGAACGUGUUUACAUAGGACACCAGCACCUGCUAACAGUCCUACAUCUGAUCCUGUCAAACCACCGUUCUUUGACCAGCCUGUUUCACGGCAGGCAGCACACGUUUCGCAUACAAUUAUUGAUGGGGCUGCUCUUGGACAAAUAGCCAAUCAAACUCGUGUUUCUAGUUACAACACUACUAAUCCUACAACAUCAGGUAGGAAAAGUGUUGAUCCAAAUGGCUAUCAAAGAAGAUAUGGUCUGUUACAGAGACAGAAACAACAGAACCCUAACAGUCUGGGUAAAAAUAACCAACAACAAAGGGAGAUGAUUACCUACCAUAGUCCUAUGUCAAGUAAUCAGGAACCACAACAAGGAAACCCACAGUUUCAACCUCGACAAGACACUGCUGACAGUAUGACUGCUUUUUUGAUGGCUGAACAGUUAGCCCAGCAGUCCAUGUCUGAGAGUCAGAUACACCAUGCCAUGAACGAUGUACAGAGUAAUCCAGUCAGUGCUAACAGGCCUGCUCCUAAUGUACCAUCAGCUUUGUCUAUAGAAGAGAGAAGGUUACUAGAAUCACUGGACAAACUAAAUGAACAGUUAAAAAUAUCUGAGUUUCCAGGACCUCUACCUCAACAAGCCCCUCCCCCUCAGCCAGUACAACAAACGGUACCUCACCAUUAUGUACAUCCACCAAAUUAUUCAACUGCAUACACAAUGUACAAUCUGAACACUAAUGCUGGAGGUUUCAGAGGCCACCAUCCAAUUCAACAUAAAAGGAACUCGGCAGGACAGAGAAAAAUGUCACCAACGAUUCAGAAUUUUAGGUUUUCUUGAGAAGAGGACAUUGUGUCCCAGAUGGUGAAGAAAUUGUUUAGUUUUUGUUGUUAGAAUAGAAUGUUGCUUCAAUUAUUUAUGGUGCAGAUCUAAUGGAUUUCAAUAUAGAGGGCACUGGAAUUAUCACAGUUGUCCUACAGAAUUAAAGUUUUCAUUAAAACCAGUGUAUGAAGAUUUUCAUGAUAUAGAGUUUCAGUCAUCGCACAGACAUGGACAAUUUUUCUAGCUAUACAGUAUUAAAGAUUUCUCUGAAACUGUAGAAGAUAAGAAUAUAUUACCACAUUCCUAAAGGACAUAUGAAUAUAUUACCACAUUCCUGAAGGACAUAAGAAUAUAUUACCACAUUCCUUAGGGACAUCAUUGAUGUAUUUUAGGAUUUCAUGAAAAACUACAGAAAAAAGAAAAGUGUUGGCACAGGCACAAAAAUAUUUUUCUUAGAGAUACAGAUUUUAUGUUUUUUAUAAAGAAUUGAGGGACCAAAUAAGAUGAUUUAUGAAUCUCCAAUACCACAGAAUAAUAGGUUUUCAUGAAAUCCAAGGGAAAUUAUUUUGUGAUAUAACAAGCUUCUGUGAUAUAUUGUUAUAAAAUGGAAUCAAUAUAAUUUUAUACCAUAAUUGUUAGAUGUAUAAAUCGAUUGUUGUAUGUAAUAUUUAAUGACAAAUUAGGACUUGUGAUAUCAAUGUAAAUUUUAUUAAUAUUAGAUUCAGAAAUUAUUGCCUGCAUUUAUUAUUGCUAUUUCGCCAUGACAGACCAAAAUGCAAGAAUAAUUAUUGUGAUUACAGGAAAAGCUGCAUACAAAUAUAUAUGUCAGAUACCAGAAUUACUCAUCCAGUCGCAUUACUCGCAAUAAUAAAAACCUAGCAAUAAU